UGGGAGUGGGUCUGAGUCCCUGGCGCGACGUACGGGAGGCUAGCGGCAGCAGCCGGGGUGGUUUUGUCCCUGUGCCUAGACCAGGCGGCCGCGGCGCAAGGUGUGGCGGUGCCGACCCCAUUUUCCCUGGAAACUUUGGCUCUGCGGAGGGGCCCGCGCUUGCCAAGGCCGAGGGGCAGGGCGAACACGGUUCCCGUGGGCCAGCGGCCGUGUUGGGUAUAGAAUUUAAACCUUUUCUCAGAAGUGCAUGGUAGAACUCAAGACGACAGACAAUCAAGGGUGAUCUAGAAUUGUGAUUGACUCAUUAAUAAUACCAGGACAAAGUUAAGAGAUCACAACUCAAACGUAAGUUUUCCUAAGACUGCUACGAAGAUGUUUGAUAUUAAGGCUUGGGCUGAGUAUGUUGUGGAGUGGGCUGCAAAGGACCCAUAUGGCUUCCUUACAACAGUUAUUUUGGCCCUAACUCCACUGUUCCUAGCAAGUGCUGUACUGUCUUGGAAGUUGGCCAAGAUGAUUGAGGCCAGGGAGAAGGAGCAAAAGAAGAAACAAAAACGUCAAGAAAAUAUUGCAAAAGCUAAACGACUAAAAAAGGAUUGAAGGAAUAAACAGGCUCUCCAACCAGAGGAAAAUCAUUUGAAAAAUUAUGUAGCUUUGAAAGGACUCACUAAGGUUUCUUUUUUGUAUUUCUUGACAGUAUUAUUUAGUAAAGGAAAUUUGACCAAAUGGAAGAAUCAUGCUAAUUCUGACCUCAAUACUGUAGUUACUUUUAAGCUUGGGUAUAGAAAUUUUUGUUGGUAUCUAUUGACAGUUAUUAUAAAUUGGCUUUUACUAUGGUACAAAUUCUUUAUAACUGACUUAGUCAUUUGCCAUUUGGCAGUUUACAUGCUGAAAUGAAAACAUCCUGUGGAGGAAAAUGACUUUAGAUUAUGAACUUUUCAAAUAAGCUAUUUAAAAUGGGGUCCUUUACUGGACAAAGGAAAUUAAGAAUGUAAAAGCCAGAAAUGAACUCGCUGAGGUGAAAAGUAUGGUUUGGCUUAAAAGAGAUACAGUAUAUUAAUCACAUCUUUUAUCAUUAUUGCUUAUUUCUUAGAAUCAUUUUUGGCUUUCUCAAAGCAAAAUAAUAUUUAAUCAAUGAGUAUUUCUAUUUUCUGCAUUUUUCUGAUAUUAGCUGUUGAGACAACUGGUUAAUUAGCAAGACAUUCUGCAUUUUUUAAAUCUAAUUUUAUAAAGAAUUCUCUUAUCUUGACUAUGUAUAAUACCACCUACUGGAUAUAACAGUUUUUGUACUUAGUGAGCACAGCCAUUUUCUUAUAGAUGACUUGAGAAAAGUAAUACUAUGAUUUAUAGCUUGCAAUAAAAAUGCCAAACACUGUAGUACCUUGGAACCAGUUUGUUCUUGUGUUAAGUAGAACUGUGUAAUACUUAAAAUGUCUACAAUUUGCUUAUUAUAUAUACACUUUUGUUUUUUAUUCCAUUCUUUGUUUUAACUUAUAUGGUAGUGAUGUUCAAUAUUUUUUGGUCAAACAGGUUCAAAGGGAAAAUUAAAAUUUCACAUUUCUUUUGAAGAACUCUUAAAGAGUAACAGUAAGGAAAGGCUUAAAAUUUGGAAACAUUUUGUUGGGCAUAGUAAUUUGGUGAAGAGGAUAAAAUUAUGUCAAUGAGAAUGUGCUAUGUUUCUGUCAAGUAAUAUAACUGGAACUUUUCACUAUUAAACAUGACGUUUAUAAAUGCAUGAUCCAAUAAUUUUAUUCACUCAGUAUUUAAUAGCUUAAUGUUUUCUGCACUUCUGAUAAUGAAUAUUAAAUUAUAAAAAUUGUCCAACAGCUCUAAUUUAAAAAUGAAACUAGAUAUUGAAAUAAAUUUCAUACUUUUUUGUAAAGAGGUCUUGAGUUUUUGGUUUUCUUUUUGGAGAGGGUAACAAUUUAAGUUAGAUAUGUUAGGCAAGUUAGCAUUUCAGUUAUAGCUAAGCAUACUUGUAAAAGUUUAGGAUAGUGUUUCUCAAAUUUGAGAACCUAAGGACCCCUGAGAAUAAAACACAAUGCUAUUAUUUUAUUUGUCAGUUCCUACUUGGUGCCAGUGUGAGCAACAUGUUGCAACUGUAGGCACUGAAAUAAUUCGGUGCUUAGUUAUGAGUUGGUUAUUCAGGUGACUUAGGAUAUAACUGUUUAUAUUAUCCUUGAAAUUAAAACUUAAAAAAAAAAUGCUUGUAUAGAACUACUAGCCCCAAUGAGUCCUAGAGCCCAGUUUAAGAAAAACUAGGUUAAGGUGUAUCUAAAAUAUGUUUGGUUGGUUUUCUGCAAUCAAGCUGUUAAUAGAUAGAAUUUAUAUAUAAAUAUGUUUUACUUAUGGUCACAUUUUAGAAUAAAAGUAUUGAAGCAAAGGAUAUAGUCAUAAUUCUCAGUUAUGUAUUAAAGCUAUGGUUUCAUUGAUUCUCUUGCAGCAAUUUAAAGGUAUUUAACUAAAAGUCUGUUUUCUAUAAUUUCUGUUAAAAUCUUAACACCUGCCAAUUUUGUAUUUGACAUAUGCUAUUUUUGAUUUCUUCAGUUUUUCCCAACAUUUAUAGAGCCUUUUUAUACAUGUGAGAUCGAAGUUUUAUUAUAUUUGUGUCUGUGUAUGUGUGUGUGUGUGGGGGGGGCAAAAGGAGUAUAAAAUAAAGAAUAUUGUGAGAGUUUGGAAAUCUUCAGAAAAAUCCAUCUUCUCUCAGUGUAACAAAUAGUACUAUUGUUCAAAGAAUCCCAUUUACUUUUAGACUAUUUCUUUAAAAAUCGCCUAUUAUGUUGUUUCUUGUGUUCUAAGAACUAAAUACAAUCAAUUACCUUUUCAUAGUUGGCU
Molecule: messenger RNA, 2832 nt
Organism: Microcebus murinus (gray mouse lemur)
Lineage: Eukaryota; Metazoa; Chordata; Mammalia; Primates; Cheirogaleidae
Gene: SMIM15
Product: small integral membrane protein 15
Source: RefSeq, a predicted model, not a curated record